Molecule: messenger RNA, 1719 nt
Organism: Lichtheimia ornata
Lineage: Eukaryota; Fungi; Mucoromycota; Mucoromycetes; Mucorales; Lichtheimiaceae
Exons: 4
Coding region: 1-1719 (572 amino acids)
Biological process (GO): meiotic cell cycle; positive regulation of transcription by RNA polymerase II
Cellular component (GO): nuclear chromosome
Molecular function (GO): DNA-binding transcription factor activity; DNA binding
Source: RefSeq, a predicted model, not a curated record
AUGCCACCGAAUACUGUGUCAAGUGUCAAAGCGGAGAACACAAGCAUCUAUGAUUCAAGCAGCUGCGAAAGGUCGUACAUGAGUCAACAACAAACACCGCCCUCGCCAACCCCCCGUACUGCUCCUACUGCUGGUAUGGAUGCUGAACAUCGUAACGCAUAUACAACACCUCCAAGUGACUCGCCACCAAGUGCAUCUUCACCAGCACUAUCUUAUACAAAAUACGCUGCAUCAGCAUCCACUUCUCACCACCACCUUCCACCUUAUGCUGCUGCUAGUAAUAACAAUUACCACCAUCAUCAUCAUCAUCGCCAUGCCAGUAACAACACAAGAACCUCCUCAUCAGAAUACUCACUUGUGGAAUCAACAACAACACCAACAGCAGCCACCAUGAUGAAUGAACCAGCGGCAUUAUCAUUCACACGCACCAUGUACAAUAACAACAUUCUAUCGCUUGACAAGUCUUCCAUACUCCAAGUGGAUUUGCGUGCACGUAUUGAUCGUGGUUUCUUUUUGGCUGACAAUGAUUGGACUUGCUAUCGUCGCAACUACUUUCAAUUAAGCACUGCAUUCACACUUCAAGGCAUUGGUGUCAUUUAUGAUGGUCAAUCCUUACCAUGCUGGGUGAAGAAGCAGCAACAACAACGAGAAGUGAAAAAGAAUCAUGGUGAUGAUGAAGGCAAUGAGGAGCAGCAGCUACUACACGCCGUGGAGCGUUUCAUGGUGGGAAUUAGUUCACAUGUGGCCAACAGUGACAAGGCUGUGGAGUUGGUUGAAUACUCACCCAAGCGUGACAAGGGCCCAACGAGUACACCCCAACCUCGUCCAUUGACUCCAGGUGGUAAUUUGACACUUAGCUCGGUCAAUGGAACACCAUCCAUUGCCACCUUUGAACGUAUCCAAUUCAAAUCGGCUACAGCCAACAAUGGCAAACGUCGUGCUGCACAACAAUACUAUGUCGUCAGUGUCAAUCUCUAUGCUCAGCUCAAUACUGGUGAAUUGAUUUCUGUUGCAUCGAUUGAUUCAACUCCGGUCGUGGUGAGAGGAAGAAGCCCUGGUCAUUAUGCAGAUGGUGCUGCUGCUGCUGCUGCUACUACAGCUGUUACAGCUACAACAGCUACAACAGCCACACCUACUACUGUACAAGCCGUGGUGACUACCACUACUACAACAACACCAACUCCAUCACAAAUUCCUAUUCCUCCCCCUGCUGCUGGCAAUAAUCAUUCGAUCGAUCAUCAUCAACAUCAUCAACAACAUCCACAACCACAACAAGCGUGUUUGCCACAUUAUGAUUAUAUGGGUGUGCCAUAUGCAGCUACACCUCAACCUCAUCCACUUCCACCUCCAUCCUAUAUGGCCUUUGGUGUGCAUGAGCGAUAUCAUUCCUCUCCCGAUUUGCCAGUUGAAUCAGCAUGGCAUCGUGGUUAUCCACCACCACCUCAUCCUUCUUAUUGUUAUGACACUACUGCACAACAACAACAACAACAAUCCACUCAUCCACGACAACAACAUCCAAGUCUUCCUCCCCCACAUCAACAACAAGCGUACUAUCAUGACAUGUGGCGUCAUAUGGCUCAACAACAAAACAUGGCCGCAACAGCAACAACACCAGCAACCACUGCUGCUGAUGUCAAAAAGAAUGAAAUGGUCAUGAAACGUUCACUUGACGACAGCGACAUUGAUACGUCACGCAACACUCGACUUCGCUCAUCUUAA